AUGGUCAUGGAAUCAAGACUGGAAAACUGGAAAUUGGCUCUACAUUUUGGAACAUGGAAUAUACGAACUUUAUAUCAGCCAGGAGCCUUAACAUUAGUUAAAGAAUUUAAUAAGUAUAGGUUAGAGACUUUAGCUAUACAAGAAAUAAGAUGGAGCGGACAAGGUUCUACAGAAAUAGGGAACGCGAUAUUUUUCGGUCAAUGCGACAAUUGCAGACAAGGAAGCACCGGCUUUAUCGUUAAAAAAAAUGUAGUGCCCGUAAUUAAAGAUUUCAAAAUAGUGAAUUCCAGACUAUUCUCAAAAUGGAGGGAAAAUUCUUCAAAAUUGCAUUUGUCAAUGCACAUGCAUCGUCUGAAGAUAAAAGUGAUGAUAAAAAAGGAGGAAUUAUAUUCACUGUUGGAAUUCCUAGAUAUUGCAUUAGUCUUACUAGGUGAUUUUAAUACAAAAAUUAAUAAAGAAGAGUGCUUCAAAACAGCUACCAGAUCGAAUAGUUUACAUCAGCUAUCAAAUAACAAUGGAUUCAAGCUAAUCGAAUUAGCUACAGUUAGGGGUUUAAAAAUAAAAAGUACAUAA
Molecule: messenger RNA, 573 nt
Organism: Sipha flava (yellow sugarcane aphid)
Lineage: Eukaryota; Metazoa; Arthropoda; Insecta; Hemiptera; Aphididae
Product: craniofacial development protein 2-like
Exons: 1
Coding region: 1-573 (190 amino acids)
Source: RefSeq, a predicted model, not a curated record